This is a messenger RNA of Protopolystoma xenopodis, 192 nucleotides long. The record is from the annotation of a GenBank genome assembly. NCBI's taxonomy places the organism in Eukaryota, Metazoa, Platyhelminthes, Monogenea, Polystomatidea, Polystomatidae.
AUGUCUCUUUACUUCCUUGUUCGUCUAGCCGAUGGCAGGGGAGGAGGACAAGUGCGUCUGCGACAUACCUACCACGACGCUCGGCGUAUCAAGGAGCCACUCGAUGCCGCCUCAGUUGUCUACGAACCCAACACAUACGAGAAUGGUCCACUGAGCGGGAUUUUUAAUGCUGGCGGUGCUGGCCCGUCCUCG